Molecule: messenger RNA, 1401 nt
Organism: Meira miltonrushii
Lineage: Eukaryota; Fungi; Basidiomycota; Exobasidiomycetes; Exobasidiales; Brachybasidiaceae
Product: mRNA capping enzyme, alpha subunit
Exons: 1
Coding region: 1-1401 (466 amino acids)
Biological process (GO): 7-methylguanosine mRNA capping
Molecular function (GO): mRNA guanylyltransferase activity; ATP binding
Source: RefSeq, a predicted model, not a curated record
AUGAAUGGAGCCGGCCCAAGUCAUCAAAAUGAGCCGCAAAUCAACCAACAUCAAUCUUCCGUACCUGACGUACCUGGAGAAGAUGUAGAUGAAAAACAGGCGCGAUCAUUGAGUGCCAAAGUGGCAUCCUUAUGUGGCCUACGACAUACACGUUUCCCAGGGGCACAGCCGGUCUCAUUCGCAAGGUCAUCUUUGGAUCAAUUGAAAGAAGAGGAUUAUUGGGUAUGUGAAAAGUCAGAUGGUCAACGUGUUCUUAUGUUUAUCGCAUGGAAUAAGGCUACAGAAUCGCAAGAAGUAUACCUGAUUGAUCGGAAAAACAAGUACAAACGACAACCCCUUUCAAUCGUUUUCCCCUUUCACGAAAUACCGCCUUCCCAAAAGGCUAUGGCGGCCCUACAGCUGGGAUCACUCAAUGAGAAGUACGCCGUUCGGAAAGAUACCCUCUUGGACGGAGAAUUGGUUUGGGAUGUGUCAAAAAGUGGAGAGAGGAGGAUGCGAUUACUACUCUUUGACUGCAUCAUCUUAGACGGUCAAAGCUUGGCUCAACGUCCUUUGAGUAGAAGAUAUGGAAGUUUGAUGAACCAAAUCGUUCCCCCACACAAGCAUUUCUUACAAGAAUUUCCGGCAGCAGCUCGUGAUGCUCCCUUUGAGGUAAAAGUGAAGCGUAUGCAGCUUGCCUACCACCUUUCCACCGUUUUGGACCAACAUAUACCCCAAUUAGAGCAUGGAAAUGAUGGUCUUAUUUUCACUUGCGUCAAUUCAGGUUACAUCUUUGGAACGGAUCCUAAAAUCAUCAAAUGGAAACCACCAUCGGAAAACACUAUUGACUUUAAAUUGCGUUUGAGAUUUCCGCCUGAUCUGGCAAAAGAUCCAAGGGGAAACUUACCAGACCUUCAAGCGAAGCCUUUCUUCCAAUUGGACGAAUUUACAGGAGGUCAACGUGAUAAUUAUCGUUAUUUUGAUUGGUUAUAUGUUGAGGACGAUGAAUGGGAAGAUAUGAAAGCGAGCGGGGAGCAAUUUGAUGACCGAGUCGUAGAAUGUUCUUGGGAUCCUAAUGGAGGUCCGCUCGAGCCAUCACAGAAAGCAAAUGGAGCUAAUGGAGAGCUCGAUUCAUCAAGACCUCCUUGUUGGAGAUUGCACAGGAUACGUGAUGAUAAACAUGAUGGUAAUCAUACGAGCAUCGUUCAAAAGAUUAUUCAAAGUAUCGUUGACGGUGUAGAAAAGGAUGAAUUAUUGCAAGAAGAGGGUACGAUUAGAUCUUUAUGGAAAAGUGAAGAAAGGGAAAGGUUUAGAACUGCUCGAGAGAAAGGUCGAGAGAGCGGAGUGGAUAUGUUUUCGAAGAAGCGAGGAGCGCCGCCUCCAAUGCGAGGAGAGCCUCCUUCUUGGUUUAGGCGUACGUGA